ACGUCUGGCAUCUGGCAGCGCUUUCUUUUUAACACGUGCGGUUUGUUUAGGUUUCGUGUUUCAUACUGCCGCUAAUUUUGCAAAGAAAAUAAGUAAUUGCCAUGGUUUUCUUUACCUGUAAUCAUUGUGGCGAAUCUGUGAAAAAGCCAGCUGUUGAGAAACACUACAACACAAAAUGUCGAGGUGCAACAAAAAAUGUAUCCUGCAUGGAUUGCCUUAAAGACUUCCAUGCAGAGGAGUAUGUAGCGCACACCAAAUGCAUAACAGAGGCCCAAAAGUACUCGGGUAAAGAUUACGUCCAUAAAGAGCCUAAAAAUAGUGGAGCAAAAAAACAGGAAAGUUGGAUGGACAUUAUACGUGCGAUACUCGAUUCAGACGAUUACAAAUUGAGCGAACAUGCACGUAGCGCAUUCCAACGGUUACAGAGUGUGGACAACGUACCACGAAAAAAGGCGAAAUUCCAAAAUUUUGUAAAAAACUGCAUGAAAAUGCCAAUGCGUUUGGCGGAGGAAGUUUGGAGCGUGCUUGAAAAGGAGCAGGAAAAGAUGAAGUCUACGAAGCAACAAGAAAAUGUGACGCCUGUUGAAGAUAGACCAUAUCAAAAUGGAGUAAAACGCGAUACAUCUAUAGAGAAUGGACAUGUGGAGACCGCCAAGAAGAACUCAAAAAAAGAUAAGAAAACCAAAAAUAACGAAGGAGAAGUGGUCGACGAUGCAGCUAGUGAAUGUGCUGAGCAAGCUAAAAAGAAAUCGAAGAAAAAUAAAGCCAAUGAAGCUGAAGUUGCAACUUUAGGUGAUAUUAAUGGAAAUGAGCAACCUCCGAAGAAAAAAUCAAAGAAAGCAAAGACUGAAACAGAAGAACUGAUUAUAGGAGCAUUGGAGACAAACGAAGAUGGUGGCGAUGCCCCCAAAGAGAUCGGACAGGAGGAGACAGCCAAGAAGAAAUCGAAAAAGAAUAAGAAAGCCAACAAAACAGAAGUGGUCAACAAUUUAGCUAAUGAGUAUGCUAAGCCAGCUAAAAAGAAGAAUAAAGCAAAUGCAUCUGAAGCUUUAACUGUAGCUGAUAUUAAUACAAAAGAUGCUCCUCCAAAAAAGAAAUUAAAGAAAGCAGAGUCUAAAACAGAAGAAGUAAUUCCAGCUGAUGACUUGAAUACAGAUACAACAUUAGGGGCAAACGGAGAUGGUGGCGAUGCAUUUGAAUGGAGCGCGGUUAUUGACAAAAUCGCGCGAAAGAAUGCGGAAGGAAUUACUGUGGAAAAAUUAAAGAAACAUGUACUGAAAAAAUAUGUUUCUAAACUUGGUGUCGAAGAGCUAACGGAGAAACAACAGAAAAAAUUUGAGAAAAAGUUUGGGAAGAAUUUGAAGAAGUCUUCAUGCCUGCAGCUUGAAGGCGAGACCGUCAAAGCGUGUUGAUGUCAGAAAAACUCGAUUAUUUUCCAACUGUUACAAAGUAAAUGUAAUUUUUAAAAAUUUUAAGUGAACACGGACUAGAGCUAAGUAUUUUGUAUUUUUAAAGAAUUAAUGUCCAAAAACGCAAUUACAUUUGAUAUGUAAUAAAGAACUUUUGCAUAUUUAC
Molecule: messenger RNA, 1575 nt
Organism: Rhagoletis pomonella (apple maggot)
Lineage: Eukaryota; Metazoa; Arthropoda; Insecta; Diptera; Tephritidae
Product: cell growth-regulating nucleolar protein
Exons: 1
Coding region: 102-1412 (436 amino acids)
Biological process (GO): rRNA processing; negative regulation of transcription by RNA polymerase II
Cellular component (GO): nucleolus
Molecular function (GO): DNA binding
Source: RefSeq, a predicted model, not a curated record